Messenger RNA from Adineta steineri, 720 nucleotides. NCBI's taxonomy places the organism in Eukaryota, Metazoa, Rotifera, Eurotatoria, Adinetida, Adinetidae. The record is from the annotation of a GenBank genome assembly.
AUGACACUAGAUGCAUUCAAUCAACAAUUAAGUAACUAUUGGACUUCAGAUAAACUCAAAUCGGCAAAAUCAUUAGAUAUCUCAUUAUCUAAAACAAAUAGCUCACUACCAACAAAUAAUUCUACAAAGAGUAAGAUUAUUUCACCAAAUGGUCGUCAAGUUUAUACAACAGGUCGUGUCUUUUGGCAAGUUGGAACAACACAUUAUACUUGUUCAGCUGCUGUUAUUGUUUCAAAAUCUGGUGAUAUGAUUUGUACUGCUGGUCAUUGUGUCUAUGAUACAACUAGCAAAACUUGGUAUAACCAAAAUAAUUGGGUUUUCGUUCCGGGUUAUAACAAUGGUAAUACUCCGUAUGGAGUAUGGCCUAUGCGACGUGUUACGGCACUUGUAGGAUGGACAACUCAAAGUGACUACAACUAUGAUGUUGCUAUGGUAGCUGUAUCAACAGUAAAUGGACAACAUCUUCAAGCAUAUGUUGGUUCACAAGGAAUUGGUUUUAACUUUCCACGUUCAGCGUUUACUUAUUCGUUUGGAUUAGCAUGUAAUAUGGGUCCUGGAUGUAGUGGAGGUCCAUGGUUACAAAAUGUAGUUGAUUCUACAGGUAUUGGUUAUGUAACAUCCGUCAAUAGUUUUCAGAUAACAACUGUGCCUAAUGUUAUAAAUGGCCCUUAUUUUGAUAUGAACAUAAAGAAUUUAUAUGACAAUUCAACAUCAAUGUAG